CUUCGUCACAAAAUAAAAUGUCUUCCAUUUUUGAAUUAUGGAUUCUAAAGAAGUACCGGUAAUUUUCAAAUUUUUAUUUGGAUCAAUUUCUGGAGCAUUUGCAGAAUCGAUAACAUUCCCACUUUUUAUUAUUAAGACGGUUAUGCAAACGAGUGGGGUCGGUUCUCGGAAUAAGGGCUACAAGACCUCAUUUGACGUGUUUCAUUCCAUUAUUAAAGGUGAAGGAUUUAUAUCCUUUUAUUCAGGUUUAGGCCCGGCAAUUGCAAAACACAAAAUGUUUUCGGGCAUUAAAAUUGGUGUUUAUCAGACUUUGGUUGAUUAUCACCAUAAACAGUUCGAUACUUCGCCCCCCUUUAGAGUAAAAGUGUUGUAUGCGACGACUAGUGGUGCAUUGGCGGGCUUUUUCAGUCAUCCCUACGACCUGGUUAGAAUAAGAAUCCUAACGUCACCCGCUGAGGAACGAAUGAGAUUUCGAGGAGUUUAUCGGACUUUUUGGGAAAUACGAAAAAAAGAUGGAAUCAGGGGGGUCUUCAAGGCUGCCCCUGUGACCGUUUUAAGAGCCUCAGUUGCCGCGAUUACCAAGUUUGUUGCAUACUCAGAAGCUAAAGAAUAUCUCAUAAAAAAUGAUUUAAUUGGCGACAAAGUCGCAUGCCACAUGUUAUGCAGUUUGGCUGCCACAUUAUGUAUGUGUUUCCUAUAUCUACCUUUCGAUGCAGUUAAAGUGAGGUUGCAAUAUUUUUAUGACUUCGAAAGUAUUCCUCAGUGUAAUAGUGGAUCUGUGGAUUGCUUUAUGAAAAUCGUUAGACAAGAAGGCUAUCUGGCUUUGUGGAAGGGCUUUACACCCGCCGUUGUUUGUUACGGAUUUUACAACAUUAUAUUUUUUCUAACUAUGGAAAACCUUCUGAGAAUGCAUAAAGAAGUACCUUAUUCUCAAAGAAAGAUAGACGACGAUGAGUUUUUCGAGAUUGGACCGUAAACACUUCAUAAUAAAAUAAUUAACGUAUAAAAAGCGUUUCGUCCUUUUAAUAAAUAAUACAUAAUUUUAUUAUAAGCAUUAAAAUGUUACCUGAAGUAUGUCCUGUGUCUCAAUAAGAUUUAUGCAAUUGAAUU
This is a messenger RNA of Agrilus planipennis (emerald ash borer), 1110 nucleotides long. Its product is annotated as mitochondrial 2-oxoglutarate/malate carrier protein-like. The coding region runs from base 38 to 976 and encodes 312 amino acids. Gene Ontology annotation, biological process: transmembrane transport. The record is from RefSeq and is a predicted model, not a curated record. NCBI's taxonomy places the organism in Eukaryota, Metazoa, Arthropoda, Insecta, Coleoptera, Buprestidae. The transcript is spliced from 5 exons.